Molecule: messenger RNA, 1187 nt
Organism: Coffea eugenioides
Lineage: Eukaryota; Viridiplantae; Streptophyta; Magnoliopsida; Gentianales; Rubiaceae
Product: lipoate-protein ligase A
Exons: 5
Coding region: 122-940 (272 amino acids)
Biological process (GO): protein modification process
Cellular component (GO): mitochondrion
Source: RefSeq, a predicted model, not a curated record
CGACGCCGUCGACCAAUUUGACUACAUCGCUCCAUUUGGCUCCGCCCGCUUUUCUCCAUCCCCGGUGACCAGCUGAUGAACCGGAAAAAAAGGAGAUUUGAGAUUUGAUAAAAUUUUCUCAAUGUCAGUACAUCAAGCCAGAAUUGUUGGACUUCCAUUAAUGAAUCUUGUCCUGCUAAGAGGACUGCCCAUCUUGCAACAGCUACAUCUAGAGGAACGGCUGCUUCGUACUUCAUCAGAUAAUUGGUGCAUCAUUAAUGAUGGAACAAAUGAUCGCAAUAUAGUGAUGGGAGUUUCCGGGAAGCCUGCUGAACUUCUCAAAAUCAGUUCUGUCUUGCAAGACAAGGUUGCAGUCAUCCGAAGGUUUACAGGAGGUGGUACUGUGAUCGUUGAUCAUGGAACAGUAUUUGUCUCCUUUAUAUGCAAUAAGGAUGCGCUUCCAGAUGUACAACCAUAUCCUAGACCCAUUAUGUGCUGGAGUAGCUUAUUAUACCAGGAAGUAUUUCAAGAUGUUGGGCAUUUCAGCCUGCGUGAGAAUGAUUAUGUCUUUGGCAACCGCAAAUUUGGCGGAAAUGCACAAUCUAUUACUAAAGCACGGUGGAUACACCAUACAUCUUUCCUAUGGGAUUAUGAUAUGAAUAACAUGGCCUAUCUCAAACUUCCAACCAGAGCACCUGAAUAUCGAAAGGCAAGGGGUCAUCUGGAUUUCUUAUGCUGUAUGAAGGAGUAUCUUCCGAGGUUGAACUUUAUAGACAGGACCGUACGUGCACUUGGCAACCAUUUCUCUUUGAAGUCAAUAAAGAUGGAGGAAAUUGAACCUGCCUCAAGCACAAUAUUCAAUCCCACAUCUAGACCACUUCGAAAGCAGGAACUUGAAGAAGCAGCACUUCUUUACAGUCUGAGAGCGUCUAUUAACCGGCAUAAUGUUAAAUCAGUAUAAUAUCCUAUAGAAACCUGAUUUCCAAGUGUAAUAGGUUUUCACAACUUGUAUCCCAAUUAUCAGAGUCCAAUUUCUUUCAUCUUAUUUCUUUCGCCAUACACUAUGAUGAGCGAAAGGUUUGCUCUAGGCUUCAGGGAUUUCAGAAAUGUCAAGUUGUAUCAUCUUUAUUCUUAAAUGUUUUGUAGUUAUGGAUCUCAUAUUUUCUCUUGUUUAUUACAACAGAAAAAGUCUUGAUGCUCUAUUACAA